Messenger RNA from Galeopterus variegatus (Sunda flying lemur), 6210 nucleotides. RefSeq names its product inositol polyphosphate multikinase (gene IPMK). The transcript is spliced from 6 exons. The record is from RefSeq and is a predicted model, not a curated record. Gene Ontology annotation, molecular function: inositol tetrakisphosphate kinase activity; inositol-1,4,5-trisphosphate 3-kinase activity. Gene Ontology annotation, biological process: inositol phosphate biosynthetic process. Gene Ontology annotation, cellular component: cytoplasm; nucleus. The coding region runs from base 315 to 1565 and encodes 416 amino acids. Lineage: Eukaryota; Metazoa; Chordata; Mammalia; Dermoptera; Cynocephalidae.
AGGGCCCCGGGGAUCGCGGGGCGCCGCUGCAGCCGCUCCUCGGCUCGGUUCCGUCUCCUGGGCAGCGCCGGGGCGGGCGACCGCGGCGGCAGAGGAGCAGGAGCCGGGAGCCGCGCUCCGCCGGAGUUGGGCAGGGGAGCACCCGCGCCUCCGCGGCGUCAUGGGCCCCCUCCCCGGGCCUCAGCGGGCACCAGCCGCAGGAACCCCCGGGCCUCCUCGCGGCCAAGCCUGAGCGACCCCCGAGUUCUACGGCGCCCCCUCCCUCCGCCCUAUUUUUCCUGCUCUCGCCACCGCAUACGCUUCUGCUGUCCGUUAUGGCAACGGAGCCGCCAUCCCCCCUCCGGCUGGAGGCGCCCGGCCCCCCAGAAAUACGGACCCCACCAGCGAGCGAGGCCGCCUCCGAGGGCACCCCGCAGCCGGCGAGCGGCAGGCUCCGAUUCCUCAACGGCUGUGUGCCCCUCUCGCAUCAGGUGGCCGGGCACAUGUACGGGAAGGACAAAGUGGGUAUAUUACAACAUCCAGAUGGCACAGUUUUGAAACAGUUACAGCCACCUCCAAGGGGCCCAAGAGAGCUGGAAUUCUAUAAUAUGGUUUAUGCUGCUGAUUGUAGUGACGGUGUUCUUCUAGAGCUACGAAAAUAUUUGCCCAAAUAUUAUGGCAUCUGGUCACCUCCCACUGCACCAAAUGAUUUAUAUCUAAAACUGGAAGAUGUGACCCAUAAAUUUAAUAAGCCCUGUAUAAUGGACGUAAAGAUAGGGCGAAAAAGCUAUGAUCCUUUUGCUUCAUCUGAGAAGAUUCAGCAACAGGUCAGCAAGUACCCAUUAAUGGAAGAGAUUGGUUUCUUGGUGCUUGGCAUGAGGGUUUAUCAUGUUCAUUCUGAUAGCUACGAGACACAAAACCAGCACUAUGGAAGAAGCUUAACAAAAGAAACUAUAAAGGAUGGAAUCUCCAGGUUUUUUCAUAACGGAUUCUGCUUAAGAAAAGAUGCUGUUGCUGCCAGUAUUCAGAAGAUUGAGAAAAUUCUGCAGUGGUUUGAAAGCCAGAAGCAGCUUAACUUUUAUGCAAGUUCAUUACUAUUUGUUUAUGAAGGUUCAUCUCAGCCAGUCACUACAAAAUCAAAUGACAGGACUUUGGCAGAAAAGUUUUUGUCCAAAGGACAACUGUCAGACGCAGAAGUACUGGAGUGCAAUAAUAACUUUCACUUGUUGAGUUCCACAGCGAAUGGAAAAAUAGAGGCUUCAGUAGGCAAAAGCUUGUCCAAGAUGUAUGCUCGUCACAGAAAAAUGUAUUCCAAAAAGCAUCACAGUCAGACUUCAUUGAAAGUUGAAAAUAUGGAGCAAGACAAUGGGUGGAAAAGCCUGUCACAGGAACAUUUAAAUGGAAAUGUACUGUCCCAACUGGAAAAAGUUUUCUAUCAUCUUCCCACUGGUUGCCAAGAGAUUGCAGAAGUAGAAGUGCGGAUGAUAGAUUUUGCUCAUGUGUUUCCUAGCAACACAGUAGAUGAGGGAUAUGUUUAUGGGCUAAAGCAUUUAAUUACUGUACUUAGAAGUAUUUUAGACAAUUGAAUCAUUUGCUGCGGUCUUUUUAAGGGGUGGGCCAAUCAUUAUGAAGAGGAGCAGUCAAUAUCUGCAAUGCUAUGUAAAAAAUUUGUAUUGUGAGUGACAUUUUAUUUGUCUUUAUACUUUUGGUAGAAAGGUUAACAUUUUUAUAAUCUUACUCAGGAAAACUAAUUAUUUGUUCAUUAGAAAACUAUGAAGAAUAAAGAAAUUUAGGAAUGUUAAGCAGGGAAUGUGGUGGUACAUGGCUUAAAUAUCUUUUUGGCUUAAACAAAAUGCAGACCAUUUUUCAGUCAUUAAGAGUUUAGUUAGCUCUCUGCAGCCAAUUCAUCACGACAUCUUUGUCCACCCAACCUUGACAAUGAGCCAUACCUAAACUAUUACAUUAUUAGAACACCUGGCAAAAAUCUAGAAAGAACUUCAUAUUGCUAUGUAUGAAGUUAUUAAAACUGGAGAAAAUUCUACUUUAGAAAUAAGUACUGUUUAGGUUUUAUACUAAAAGUUCAGACCAGCAACUCAAAAGGUGCUUGUUAGUGAAAUGAUUUAGAAUUGUUGCAUUCCAAAAGUUUUCCCUUUAAUUUUUAUUUAUGUGUAUAUUUCAAAAUAUUAUACUUUGUAAAAAAAGAUAAUCAGAAUGGGCAACAACAACAAACAUCUUGAAAUUAAGAGUACAAAUUAUUCUUACCAGGGGUAGGAGAAGAGAGGUGUUAUUUGCAAGGAGCAAAAUAUUUUUCUUUUAAAAUCUUUCAUUUUUGGGAAAAUUGGAAUACAUAUUUACUACAUUGUGAAAAGCAUCAUAAACCCGUGUAAUAAAUACCCUUUUCUCUAACUGCUGCUUCAAAAAGGUGGAUGAUUGAAACUUUGUUUUUUUAUCCUUUAAAUAACUUUUGAGAGUUUUUUCCUUUUCAAAUUCAUGUAUUUUAUAUGUUCCCGUUUAGUUAAGUAGUAGUAUAAAUAUGUGUUGCUAAAAAUAGUGUUUCUUAGAAUUCUUUUAAGCAGUGAAAGACAACAUCCAAUCCUGUAAGUGUUAAAAAAGUAUUGUGUGUAAAUUAGUGCAUCAUAUAGGGUUUGAUGCAUAUCUAAAUCCAUGCUUCUAUUUCAGUCUUAGUCAAAAUAGUUUUAUAUCAUAUUCAACAGGGAAAUUAUAAUUUAAUUUCAUGGGGGAUGGGGCAGUGCUCCUUUUCCUGGAAAAAUUAUAUUUGUAAGUAUGAUGUUUGUUUCAACCCACCACUUUGUAAAAAGUAGUUAUUUAUUGUUGAAAACAUUUAAAACUUUGAAAUUAGAUUUGCAAAUACAUUUGAUGUUAAUGCCGUCAUUGCUUGCACUCUGAUUGUCUAAUAAUCUAAGUAGUUUAACAGUUUUGCCAUAUUCCUGGAAAAUGUUUUGGAGUUGUGAAUUAUUAGACUGUUUUCUCCUUUUUUCCCCUCUAGAAUUACAAAUUAAACUAUUAAAUCCAAGCGCCUUUUUGUGGUAUAGAGAAAGUAACAUAAUGUUAUGUUUGUCUUGCCUUCCCAUCCCUCUCUGAGGAAACUGUACAAAUACCUGAGUCCGAACAGAAGUACCACAUGCUCUAUGAAUUCUACACUUAGUAAGUCUAUCAAACCAGAAUAACUUUAAAAUUCAUAUGCAUUUUGCUAUAACAAAAUUUGACUGUUUCAAAUUUUAUAUUUAGAAUCAGCAUAAGUAUUUUUCAUAGGGAUUUCAUGUUUUUCUCUACUGUCCAAAUGGGUAUUGGCUGUAGUAUUUUUUUUGGUGUGAAUGAAUUUCAAGUCAUAACUAAUAGUCAGAAAAUUUUUAGUUUGACGUUUUUCCCUUACAACAUGGACUUUUGUUGUCAUUAUUUGGAUAGUGGUCCAAUAAAUCUUAAGCUCAGAUAACUAAACACUAUUUUGAAUCUCAACAAGGUAAGAGGUUUUUUUGUGUGGAUGGUAUCAGCCUAUGUACAAUGAAUUUAAUAAACUUAAGUAUUAUCAGAUCUUUUGCACAUUUUAGCUUAAUAAAAUCUGAAUUAACUAUUCCAGAUUUUCUUUAUCUGUAUUUGGAAAUAUAGUUUGUAAAGUCAGUGUCUUUUUUCAUACAAUAGAUCAUGUUUUGUUUUGUUUUAAUAAAACAAGAAUCACUUUUAUCUUUUGUUUUUCAGGGAAGGGAUUAACAUUUAAUUCUGUUUACAUUUUUUUAUCACUGUUAUUCAAUGCCCAUUUUAUGUUACUUUAUAAGUAAGCUUAUAUGUAACAGAAUACGUAUCUGUUUAUAUAAUCUACAUGUGAUUAUUUUACUGUCUAAUCCAGUCAUUUAAGAUUAUGCUGAAAUUUACCACUGUGGGAUAAAUGAUCACUAUUCACCAAGCUUAUUUGGACAUAUAAAUGUUUAAGAAAUAAGCCUAAUAAGGAUAUAGUUUGGGUUGGUAGGAUUAUCAUAGUUUUUCCCCCCUAGGAAACAUAAGUAAAGAUUUUAGUGUAUUUCUUAUGGAGUGCACUCAUAAAAAGGAUGUUAAGAAACUGUGGAUGUGAAAAGUGCAUUUCUCUAAUAAAAAUUAAAAUUGUAUAAUAGUUUUAUAAUAAAGUAUUUACAUUGAUAUUUUAAUAUGGAUGAAAGUUGCAUAGAUUCUAAUAAAUUAAAAUCAAUGAUAAAUUCUAAAUAUUUUAUCUAAAUAGUUUUUCAGGAAGCAGUUAUGAAAAUGUGUAUAUUAUAUAGCUCUAUCAUUGAGCUUGUGAUAUUUCAACUCAGUAUUCACUAUUCUUUGUUUUAUGUGUCUGAAAGAUUGUACUUACUAUGCCUCUUUACACUACAGUUUGCUAUUGUGGGGCUCCAGACUAUAUUAAACUGAAUGAGAACUUUUUUCUGAAUUUUGAUUGAGUAUAAUUUAGUAUUUUAUGAUUUCCAGGAUGUUUUUCAUAUCAUGUCUAUAGAGCCUACAUAUCAAAUUUGUAACAUCACUUAAGAAAAAGGAAUUGCCAUAGAUAUUUCAUUUGCAGUUUGUUUAUGCAACUUAAGACAUUUAUUUCUAGGAUUUUAAAUACUGAAGACGACGUAGGAUGAAAGAAAACGGUAGAACAAUGAAAGAAUUUUAUUGGUGAAAUUAAAGAAAUGAUGUCCACUGUUUUAAAGCAUUGUCAUCAUUUUAGUACCAUUUUCCUUAGUAUUUUGGUAUCUUAUACUUUAAAACUUGAUUUGCUUUAAAAAUUGUUUGCAAUGCUUUGUAAUAAUUAUCUUCCUUAUCCAGUGCCUUUAACCUUAAUUUGAUAAUAUUUGUAGCCUCAGUUAUCCUUUGUUUCAUCUUAUAAUGUUUUCAUAGCCUAGGAGACAUCAAUUUCUUUUUAAGAAUUGUCAAUUUGGUUAUUUAAAGAGGUAGCAAUUACCUAUUAAUGCUUUGGGAAAACAAGGUUGCCUUUAUAGGCCAGGCUUCUUAAUUCAUUCAAAAAUAUUUACUGGAUGUAUAUUAUGUGCCAAGGAUUUUUAGCCCCUCAGUGUACAAUUGUGAACCAAUCAAAUGAAGCCCUAACCAUUUCCAGCAUUCUGUCUAGAUAGGUUGGGGCUGAGAGCUUAAUUAAAACAAGGAUAAAGAGACAUAUGCAUUUAAAGAUAAGAUAACUAGCAUUUGGGUUUGUGUAAAGAAAAGGAAAGAAGUAUUGAGUUGAAGUGAAGCAAUUAACAUGUUAGGUUAGAAAUAAUAAUUUGCAGCAUUGUAACCUCUAUUUGAAUUUUGAGUUCGGGUAGUAGUUAUAGAUAGCAUAAAAAAGCCUUAAUUUUUCACUUCUCUUGCUGGUAAUGGUACGUUUACUUAGACUGUCCAUUUAGAGUACUGUUUAACACAACAUUACUAUGAAAAACAUUCCAUUAUGUAUUCACAAGCAAAUUAACUGCACAUUUUUUGUAGUAUUUUAUAAUUUACUACAAAUAUUUUAGGCCUCAAUCUUAUUUUCAAAUCACUGAUAUUUUAAAUUUGGCAAUGAAUGUGAAAUUAUUAUUUGACUUACAGAGUGAUUGUAUUGUUAUUUAAACUGCUUGUUAAUAUUUUAGGAAGGUUGGAGGCUCCAUCUUUUUUUCUUUUGAGUUAAUAUUUGAAAUCUUAUUGAUUUUAUGGCCUCUAGUAAGAGGAAAUGAUACUCAUGCAAUUAAACAAAUUGGUAUAUAUUUUCAAGAAUUUCUUUUAAUUUUUAAAUUUUGGGGUUAAAUUUUGGCCUGGUGUUAACUUACAAUAUGUAUUAACAGUUUAAUUAUGAAGUGAAACAGUCUUAAGUGUGAUGUAUGAUGCACCUGCAAAUAAAUGAAAAUGGUGUGCACAAAGACACUUUACUAUGGGAAUUGUACUGGAAGACUUAUGAAAGCAUGUGAAACUGCACCUAAAAUUGUGUUGUUAGUAACUAUAAGUAGCAAUGCUAAAUUUAUUGUACUUGAUGAAUGAAUGUAUUUAGUCUAGUCACAGUUACUUUGAUUUAAAUGUCUAAAUAAUGUGUCUAAUUUUUUUUAAAUGUGUUUGUAAUUUGUACUAUUGACGGGGGGUAUUCUUGGACUGCAAGGGUUAUUGUCAAUGUGUGAUUUGUGUUUUUAUUUGAUAGAAUCAUUUAAUGUGAUAUACUGAUUUUUAUAAGUGAUAUUUAGGUAAUUCUAAUAACUGUAUAUUUGACAACCUAUUAAAAUGUUUUGCAUUGGA